Guyanagaster necrorhizus is the source of this 615-nucleotide messenger RNA. RefSeq lists its product as uncharacterized. The transcript has 5 exons. Lineage: Eukaryota; Fungi; Basidiomycota; Agaricomycetes; Agaricales; Physalacriaceae. The record is from RefSeq and is a predicted model, not a curated record. Bases 1 to 615 code for a protein of 204 amino acids.
AUGAAGGUCGUCGUUGGGAUUCGAGAGAACGCGUCUUCUCUGGAAAUUCCCGCGCCAUGUCAAAAUGAGUGCUGCCUUUUUCGUGCGUCUGUCGAUCCCCCAUCAAGUAAAGUCUCUACCGGAGGGCCCAACCCGUCGAUGCUUCUGACAGGCUAUGCAUUCCAGUGGUCGAAUAUGUCAGAGGCGCGGAGACUUAACUUGAGAAGCAUUAUGAGAACUUCACGGAUUGCUGAAACGCAAUCUGGACGACCAUAUUCUGCCAAAAACGUGCAGCAGGACAAGGAACUGAACGUCCACAAUAUUUCAAUUGGUACCAUUGGUCCUGCUAGUCCUAAUGAAACUGGCGUUUUUCCGACUGGUGCAUUCCGUAUUCUCAAAGUGGAGCUGAAGGAACCAUUUUUAGCACCUGAGGUUCAUAUGGCACUAAAGGUACAUACACCGAUAAAGAGUACCAUUGUCCUAGAGGUGGCGGCAACUAUAGGCGCAGCUUCUGGUCCAGUCACAAAUCUGGAGAGCAUUGAAUUUAAGGAUCUCCUUGGCCCGGAUGAAGCUAAAGUGCCUAGACAUCAAACAGGACAGGUUGUUAAUCCGUGCGGCAUGGUCAUUGCACUUUGA